Messenger RNA from Stereum hirsutum FP-91666 SS1, 1866 nucleotides. RefSeq lists its product as uncharacterized. The record is from RefSeq and is a predicted model, not a curated record. The transcript is spliced from 9 exons. Bases 1 to 1866 code for a protein of 621 amino acids. NCBI's taxonomy places the organism in Eukaryota, Fungi, Basidiomycota, Agaricomycetes, Russulales, Stereaceae. Gene Ontology annotation, biological process: proteolysis. Gene Ontology annotation, molecular function: cysteine-type endopeptidase activity.
AUGUCUACCCCCGAGACCAAAUUCAUAGAGGGCCAACCUUUGAAAUGCGGUUGCGGGAAGGACAACGAAAUUAUCCCCCCUAAGACUACUAGUGACAACCGUGAUCUCCCCUUCACGAACCUGUCUGCCCUCAUUAUUGGGAUUCAUGAAUAUAGGCAGAACGAUCAGAAAUUAAGGUCUCUUCCCGGUGCAUGUGCCGACGUGAAAGCCAUGUACACCUUCCUCCGCGACAUGAAUGUCUCCACUAACCGCAUCAAAGUCUUGCGUAACGAGUCCGCGACAGAUUCCAAGAUAUGCAGCGCUUUACGGGAUGUUGCUAACCUCGCGAAGAAGGAUGAGCCCAUUCUCAUCUACUUCUCUGGGCAUGGCAGAAGAGCUACGGAACCUACGUCGAGGGGUCGGGUCAUUUGUGCAUAUCGCGCGGAUAAGGACGCCAGUGUCAACAUCACUGAGGAGCUGCACAAGAUUGCUAGCUGCAAGGGAAAGGAAAAGACUAAUAUCACACUCAUACUGGAUUGUUGCUACGCUGGUUCUGGAGGUGAUGGCUCGUCUUCAGACGACAUGCCUUCCUCUCAUAUCCUACUCGCUGGCUCUGGUAGAAAUGAGACCGCCAUGGAACGAAGUGAGGGUGGCGCGUUCACGAACGCGCUGCUGAAUGCUCUCCGGGCACGAGAUUCACGUCAGCACUCGUAUAAAUCACUCAUCGAGAGUCUUCCUACUAUUGCCGCACAAAGCCCUCAGUGUAUUGGCGUUCACCAGGAAAGACUACUAUUCACAUGCACCUUGCGUCGUCUUGACAAGGAGUUCUACCAAGUGUCUAGGCAGCCUAUGGAAUCUUCCUCAGAUUAUACCUAUCGCUUUCCUGGCGGUAAAGCGUACGGACUUACCAAGGGGUGCUCAUUUGAUAUCUAUAUUGGUCCAAGCGUGGGAUCUGAAAAGGUCGGAACAUUCAAAGCAAAGUCAAUCACAAACUUCGCUUGCGAUCUCGUGACAGAAAACCCCGUUGCCAACAAGCCUCCACGCAUAGCAUACGGGCUAUGUACCCACAUCGAUCGCCUUUUCGAAAUCUCUAUCCCCAAAGAGCAUCGAGACACUGUCAAAGAACCUCUACUUGGAAAGCACAAGAAUAUCCCCGUCGCUUUCAAGGCCGAAAACGACAAGGCGGCCUUUUCGAUCACAUCAAUGAGUGGCCGACUCGACUUCGAGUAUCACUACGGCAUAAGAAAGACACGUCUGUGUCGAUCACAGAACAUACGCACGGUGAUAUCGGGUGCCGCCGACUUCGACUUUCAUCUGACCCGCAGAAAUAACAAAAACCCUCUAUCGGAACAAGCUCUGCUACGCUGCUACGAGCUGAAGGAAUCAACCAGCGGUUCUUGGGUUCCGAAAGAGAAGUCCCCCAAUCUUAUAAAGCCAGUGAACAAAUUGGACCCGAAGGAGUAUGUAUUGGAUCUGAACAAGUACAGGAACAAACCUCUAGGAUUUGAAGUCGAGAACAAGAGCAAUAUGGCUCUAUAUGUGGCUCUCUUUUACUUUGACUUGGGUGAUCUUAGCAUCGUUUCGUUCUACGAGCCGGGGUCAGCGAAGGAUGGCCGCGUUGACUACUCCGUCGCGGCCGGAGAUAAACUCAGUAUUGGUUACGGACGCGGAGGCUCUAACGCGUUUGGAUUCGAGGAACGAGGAGGUGAUCAAGUCGACAGGGGGGUCUUGAAACUUUUCUUCUCGACGCAAUGGGUCGACUUCUCGGUCAUCAAGCAGAGUUCACCCUUUGAUGGCUGCGAGCGAUUCCCUUACAUUUACAAACCCGUCAAUUCGCCGUGGGGCUCGAUCGAGGUGCAGGUCGAGCAAGGCAAAGCCCCUAACUGA